AUGGCUCCUGCUAUGUACGAGAUACCCAAUGUGGCCGAAGACUUCAACGAUCACAAAGACGGCCUCGCGCUUGAAGCCACCUCCGACGCCAUCGAUGAAGUCAACGUCCUCAAAGCGGCCAUGCGUGUCAAGAACGGCACAGCCACACAAGCCGAAGUCGACAUCUACGAAGCCUCACAAUUCGAUGCAGAGAAAGACAAGACGCAAUUCCGGCAAUACGAAGACGCCUGCGACCGAGUCAAGAACUUCUACCGCGAACAACACACCAAGCAAACUGUCGCCUACAAUCUCAAAGCCCGUAACGACUUCCACUCCAAGACUCGCGCCCGCAUGACCAUCUGGCAAGCCAUGGAGAAACUCAACACCCUCAUCGACGAGUCCGACCCAGACACCUCCCUCUCCCAAAUCGAACACCUCCUCCAGUCCGCCGAGGCGAUCCGUCGCGACGGCAAGCCGCAAUGGUUCCAACUGACCGGUCUGAUCCACGACCUGGGCAAACUCCUCUUCUUCUACGACGCACGAGGACAAUGGGAUGUCGUGGGCGACACCUUCCCCGUCGGCUGUCGCUUCGACGAGUCCAUCAUCUACCCGGGCACAUUCCUCGAGAACCCCGACUCCCGCGAUUCCAUAUACACCACCGAGCACGGCAUCUACACGCCCGGCUGUGGCAUGGACAAUGUCAUGCUGUCCUGGGGUCACGACGAGUACCUCUACCACAUUUGCAAGGAGCAGAGCACCCUCCCCGAUGAAGCAUUGGCGAUGAUCCGAUACCAUUCGUUCUAUCCCUGGCACAGCGCCGGGGGGUACAGGUGGAUGAUGAACGACAAGGACGAGAAGAUGUUGGCGGCGGUCAAAGCGUUCAAUCCAUUCACCUCUUGCCCCAUCGAACAAUUCACAAUGGAGAGUAGACGUACUGCACAAGUAUAG
Zymoseptoria tritici IPO323 is the source of this 927-nucleotide messenger RNA. It is a transcript of the gene MgMoo, whose product is annotated as inositol oxygenase protein. The record is from RefSeq and is a predicted model, not a curated record. The transcript is spliced from 2 exons. The coding region runs from base 1 to 927 and encodes 308 amino acids. NCBI's taxonomy places the organism in Eukaryota, Fungi, Ascomycota, Dothideomycetes, Mycosphaerellales, Mycosphaerellaceae. Gene Ontology annotation, biological process: inositol catabolic process. Gene Ontology annotation, cellular component: cytoplasm. Gene Ontology annotation, molecular function: iron ion binding; inositol oxygenase activity.